AUGUGUAUCAAAAACAUUUACCACAACGUCUACGUCGAUGGCGACAAGGACGUCACUGAGCGGGUUGACGCAUGUCGUUCCGGCCAUAUAUGCAGCGAGCCUAUCGUGCGUGAGUUCGACCGCAGAAUCAACUGCACCAGGCUACAACUCUCGACUUCCCCUGGACGGACGGACUCUCCCUCCUCCUCACUGAAGGACAGGCAGCCAACGCCUUACUACUUUGAUCACCGGUCACCUCCGCAUUUUGGAGACGCUGAUAGAGAACGACGGCGUGAGAAGCGUGCCAGCCAGCAGCGAGUCUACGUCGACGGAGACCGUGUGACCGAUUAUGGCCUACGCAGGAGCGGCUCUCGCCGGACUGAGCCGAUUCCUAUCCCCAAGGUUCAUCGCUCAUCGACCAUGCCAGUCGAAGACGGGUACUACAGCGAGCCAAGGCGCGAGCGAUCACGACCUAUCGUCGUCGAGAAUGGCGACCGUUCUCGCCGGUCUUCAUCACAACGGCGAGAGUCAUCUGCCGUUCCUUUAGGCCCUUACGAUGUGCUGUACAAUUAUGGUGCUGGGUCUUCCCGAAGGGACCGCGAAAAGCAUGCUCGGGACUCCUACCUGGAACCAUCACGCUCCCAUCGCCGGCACUCGAAGUCACCCGUGGAGGUCUAUACGGAUCCAGAGCAACAUGACCGCGGUGAACGUCGCCGCUUGAGACGCGCGAAGCCUACGAUUGUUGAUGGCCCUGCUAUGACCGGCGUCUCCGCUGAUGUUAUCUAUGGUUCUUCCCCAUUCGCCGGGUCAUAUGGCUCCUCGUAUGGCUCACACCCUUCCGAUGAUCACUGGACACGCCAGCCCACGUUCGGCACACAGACACCUCCGGAUAGCCGCGCUCCGGCUGUGAAGGGUGUUCGUUGGGAUGACGACCCACGUGCGGCUCAGAAUGCGAAGAUCAACAGUCGGCCCAAGCUAAGCCGUUCUGCGACCAUCACGGGGGCUGGGACUGGCUCGCACCUUCACGGUGAGGUCAAAGGGAUCCUGAAGAACACCAAUCCUACCACCUACGGCACAGCUGCAGUGGCAAACUCUGGCUCUGCACCAGCCGUCCAGCCUCUGCGACGCGAGGAGCUCGACGACCUCUACAAAUCUGUCCGAGGCAUCGGCGUCGAUGAGAGGGAGACAUCGGCACAACGACAGGCCAGACGUGAGAAAGAAGAGCGCGAUGACAGAGAAUAUCGCGAUCGCCUUAUGAACCGAUUCAGCCCCCGCGAUCGACGCUCAUCAUUUGACAUGCCACCUAGGCGUUUUACCAGUGAGAAGGGGUCAAGAGGAGGCAGGAGGUCUGAGGUGUUCUACCCUGACGAGGGAAGAUACAAGUACACUCCAGGGUAUUGA
Diaporthe amygdali is the source of this 1380-nucleotide messenger RNA. RefSeq lists its product as uncharacterized. The transcript has a single exon. The record is from RefSeq and is a predicted model, not a curated record. Bases 1 to 1380 code for a protein of 459 amino acids. NCBI's taxonomy places the organism in Eukaryota, Fungi, Ascomycota, Sordariomycetes, Diaporthales, Diaporthaceae.